Ctenopharyngodon idella (grass carp) is the source of this 2912-nucleotide messenger RNA. RefSeq names its product meprin A subunit beta-like. The transcript has 15 exons. Gene Ontology annotation, biological process: proteolysis. Gene Ontology annotation, cellular component: membrane. Bases 447 to 2375 code for a protein of 642 amino acids. Gene Ontology annotation, molecular function: protein binding; zinc ion binding; metalloendopeptidase activity. NCBI's taxonomy places the organism in Eukaryota, Metazoa, Chordata, Actinopteri, Cypriniformes, Xenocyprididae. The record is from RefSeq and is a predicted model, not a curated record.
ACCAUUAGUCAUGAUUAGAAAAGGUCUCCGGAAGAAGCCUAAAUUAUAUGAGCCUAAGUUAGCGCUUAUGCAACUGAAUCAGGAACUAGCCUUUUUUUUUUUUUUUAACUUCAGAGAGUUGGUCAGGGUCUUCCAAAAUCUUUUAAAAAAUAUGAUAUAUUUAUUUAUAUAUAUUUAUUAUUUAAUUAUAUUUAUUAUUUAAAUGUAAUCCAUAUACGCCAAAAAUUGUUCGUAGGAGUGUGUGUGUGUGUGUGUGUGUGUGUGUGUGUGUGUGUGUGUGUCAUUGUUUCCAAUGAGAGCUCAAUAUAAGGAAGUACAAAACUGUACUAACUGCAUAAGUAAAUAACUUGUCAAACGUCCAGAGAAUCUCAUUUUUGCCUGCCAAGCUCAGUGGUCAAGCAGUUAUAUGUUUUAACUUUAGCCGUUAAUGGCUGAAAACUGUAAAAAUGCAGUUAUGUGCUUUUCUUCUGCUGAGUUUGGCUGUGGCUCUUUGUCUUGCAUCACCAAUGCUCCCACCAGAUAUAAAUGGCACUGAGGAAUGUAAGGACAUUCCUGAUAUAAACAAAGGUUUAAAUCUCAGAGAAGGAGACAUCAUGAUGCCUAAUCAAAGGAACGCCAUUCUUGGGAAUCGGUGGGAUAUUCCCGUCCCAUAUGAGCUGAGUAUGAAUCUAAAUAUGAACUAUAAAGGAGUCAUUUUGAGAGCCUUUGAGCAGUUCAGACUGAAAUCAUGUAUUGACUUCAAGCCCAGAGCAGCAGAAAAUUUUUACAUCUCUGUGGAGAGUCGUGAAGGGUGUUGGUCAUAUGUUGGGCGCAUAUUUUCUGGAGGUCAGACUCUUUCCAUUGGAGAUGGCUGUGGAAUAAAAGCCAUUGUUGAGCAUGAGUUUCUCCAUGCACUAGGAUUUUGGCAUGAGCAGUCAAGAUAUGACAGAGAUGAUUAUGUGACCAUCAAAUUUGAAAACAUCAUAAAAGGGAAGGAGAGCAAUUUCAAUAAAUACGGUGAGAAUGUGACCACCACCCAAGGCACCCCAUAUGACCAUUACUCUGUGAUGCAUUAUGAUAAAAAUGCCUUCGGUAACGGUAAUGGAUCCACGAUCAUCACCAAGCGUCCUGAGUUCCAGGAUGUGAUUGGUCAACGAAUGGACAUCAGUGAAUAUGAUGCGAUUGAGCUCAACAAACUCUAUAAAUGCAAUUCCUCCAUCUCUUUUCUUGACCACUGCAGUUUUGAUGAUGAAUCUCUGUGUCAGAUGAGCAUCUGUUCUGCUGCUGAUUAUGGCUGGCAGAGAGUGAAGUCAGUGAGUGGCAUCAGUGUGACUGACCACACCUACUUGGGCAAAGAACAGAAUGGGACGUCUUUUUUCAUGCACUUCAGCACUGAGGGCAGAAAGGAGGGGGACGCAGCCAGAAUGGAAAGCAAAACAAUGACCCCUAAAAGAGACUGCAGUGUCCAGUGCCUGCAGUUCUACUACUAUCACAGUGGUAAUGAGUCUGACCAGCUCAACAUCUGGAUCCGAGAGUACCAGAAUGAAGCAGACAACAGAGGAACUCUCAGACUUAUGGAUCAGAUCACAGAAUUCCCUGGUAAUUACUGGAAGCUGCAUCAUGUGUCACUGAAUGCAUAUAAAACCUUCCAAGUUGUAUUUGAAGCCCGUAAAGGAGCUGGAAGCUCCAGUGGAGGCUUUUCACUGGAUGAUAUCAAUAUUUCAGAGACUGAGUGUCCCCACACAUGGCAGAUAAGGAACUUUUCAAUAAUGGAAUAUUCAGAACAUUACAGUCCAUUGUAUUACUCUAGUGAUGGCUAUCGCUUUCAGGCUAAGUUAUCAGUGAAUCAGUAUAAUCUUGGCAUGUAUGUUGGUCUGGUAUCUGGUGCAUAUGAUGACCAGUUGCAGUGGCCUUGUCCAUGGAGACAAAUAACCUUCCAGAUGCUUGACCAGAAUCCACACAUACAGAAGCGCAUGUCCUCUGAACAAAGCAUCACCACUGACCCUACUUCGAUUUCUUCCAAUGGCAGAUAUUACUGGGACAAUCCUCGAAAAAAUGGAGCUCGAGUCACCAUUGGCAACGAGACCGUAUAUGUGGGUCUUUUUUGGGGCUAUACAUAUUUCAUUAUGAAAGAUGAUCUGAUCAGAAGAGAGUUCAUCAAGGGUGGUGACAUCAUAUUUCUCUUCAACAUGCAAGAUAUCUCAGGGCUACUUCAGAAUCACUCUCUACCCUGCUCUAAAGUGACAGUGAAGAAUUUCAACAUUUCUCCUGAUGCGAGUGCCCGGCAGGGACCAUGUGCUACAAGUGAAUGUCUGGACAAACUUUGCAAUUCCAGUGCCAAGGCUGUUUCUUCUCUGAUCCUCUUGAUGGUUUGCUUCCUUUUGCUGGUGAAUUAAACACGGGAAGCCACUUUUAAUCAAUAUCCAAUGUCUGACUACACAAGAGUUGUAAUCAUUGUCAAAGCACUGCAUCUAUCUAUGAUACCAUUAAAUCCAUUGAUCCAUUUUCCAAGGCAACUGUCCUUUUCAGGAUUGCACAGACUAUCCCUUUGUAGCCUAUCCAAGCAUCUCAGGUCAGAGGCAGGGAAACACCCUGGAUGGAUGGCCAGUCCAUCACAGGGCUAACACACACUUAGACACAUUCACUUUUUCACCCAUGCCUAUAGACAAUUUAUUGUCUCCAAUUCAAGUAUGCUAGAUGUCUUGUGGAGGAAACCGAAAUACCCGGAGGAAACCCAUGCUAAGAUGGGGAGAGCAUGUAAAGUUCCUGGGCUUGAUAACAUUGAAUGUGCAAUUUAAUUAAGCUUUUUACACAGACUGUAUCUAUAUAAAGCAAUCAACAUGUUAAUCUUAACUGUAAUUCCAGUGAUUACAGUUGUAUAUCUCUUCAAUGUUUCACACUCUCUUUAAAGCUUUGAUUAAAAUUUUGCAAUA